GACUUUUCCCGGCGCAUCUCUCCGCCCACCCCUCGCUUUCAAUCCCCGCCCUCGACGCCUUUCAACUCCACCUGACGCCUUUGAACGCCACCCCGACAUUCGCUCGUAUAGAACGCACCUCGGACGAAGGAAGCCGAAUGAUAGGUUCGAACGACGACGACGGCGACGACACCGCGGCGAGCGCGGGCGAGAGCGGCGCGUCGGACCCCGCGGUCGUCCUCGCGGUCCUGCGCGCGGCGUCGUCGUUCCUCGCGGAGUUGCCGGACGCGCACGAGCGGAGGGUGAACGCGUUGCUCCCCGCGCUUCUGCGCGGCGGCGGAAAAGGAAAAGGAAAAGGAUUCGGAGACGACGACGACGAUGGCGCGACUGUUACGACGGAAGCGACGCGGUCGCUGUCCGUGCGUUUCCUACUCCCGUACCUGCUUCAAGCGACGGAGACGCCCGCGGGGUUGGACGCGUUCGCCGCCGCGGACGGCGCGAACGCGAUCGCUUUCCUCGUCGAACGCGCGUGCGCCGACGACGACGACGCCGACGCCGUCGGCGUCCUGAGCGCGUGCGUGGCGACGUUUAGGAACGUCAUGGAGGGCGCGGCGACCGGGCAAAUCGGCGAGGACGUCGCGGAAGACGUCGCGGUCGCCUUCGGCGGCGUGCGCGCGCGCCUGAGCGCGUGGGCGAAGAAGCGCGCGGCGGCGGCGACGACGACGACGAAGCCGAAGCGCGCGACGGAGGAGGAGGAGGAGGAGGACGAUUUCGUUCGCGCGGCGUCGGCGCUCGACGACGGCGUCGCCGGCGCGGUCGCGGUCGGCACCGGCAGCGGGUGGCGCGAGACGCACGAUCUGCUCGAGCGGUUGGUGCCGAGCUCGGAGAUGGCCGACGUCAGCGCGCUCGUCGCGGGCGGAGUGAAGAAGAUCCAGACCGACGGCGACGGCGACGGCGGCGGCGGCGGCGGCGAUUCGGAGGACUGGCCGUCGGACGAGGAAGUGUACGACGGCAUCAGCGACGCGACGAGGGAGUACAUCGCGCUCAGGGAGGAGCUCAACGCGAAAUAA
Molecule: messenger RNA, 1049 nt
Organism: Micromonas pusilla CCMP1545
Lineage: Eukaryota; Viridiplantae; Chlorophyta; Mamiellophyceae; Mamiellales; Mamiellaceae
Exons: 1
Coding region: 138-1049 (303 amino acids)
Source: RefSeq, a predicted model, not a curated record